Messenger RNA from Microplitis demolitor, 462 nucleotides. RefSeq lists its product as uncharacterized. Bases 13 to 462 code for a protein of 149 amino acids. The transcript is spliced from 4 exons. The record is from RefSeq and is a predicted model, not a curated record. NCBI's taxonomy places the organism in Eukaryota, Metazoa, Arthropoda, Insecta, Hymenoptera, Braconidae.
UUCACGCCCACAAUGUCGUUACAUUCGCAUGUUGUAAUAUUUAUUAUCAUCUUACUGACUGUAUCGGGUUACAGUGAAUUUAACGGACGUAGAGCUGCUGAAUAUGAAAAUUCAAUUUGUGAGCCAAAUAAAAAACAUUUAGACUUGGAAGGUUGUGGCGAAUGUAUUUGUAAAAGUCAUGGAUACGGCAGUUUAUGCGAACAAGUAACAUGUUCUAAAACCUUCAAAAGACCGAUUCAUGAUCGUGAAUGUACACCAAUGGAAGACUUUUCAACAUACUGUCACUACUGUAAAUGUUCAGCUGGUGGUAUACCAGUUGAUUGUCGUGAAAAAAGAUCUGGUUGCUUGGACGAAUUAAUGGAGCGUUUACAAAUAAAAAGAUUGGAAAGAAGAGCUAGGCGUAAUAUGCGAGAAAAACAAAUUAAAAUAAAAAUUCCAACCAGUCGGUUUUUGGAUUAUUGA